Messenger RNA from Strongylocentrotus purpuratus (purple sea urchin), 1771 nucleotides. Its product is annotated as protein SPATA45 homolog. The transcript has 2 exons. The record is from RefSeq and is a predicted model, not a curated record. The coding region runs from base 168 to 419 and encodes 83 amino acids. Lineage: Eukaryota; Metazoa; Echinodermata; Echinoidea; Camarodonta; Strongylocentrotidae.
GUGCAUUGUUUGUGUACGUACGUUGGCGACGCGAUACUGUACCGGACACAAAUGCUGCUGCUGCCGAAAGAAAUAGACAACUCUAACAAUUCUUGAGGUGUAGUACACUGUUUAAUUCUGCUUCAGUUUCAUUCUUCCAUUUGUCUAAAAACACUAAAUAAAUCACCAUGGAUCCCCAGAAAAACUACGAGAUGAAUAACCAGCGCGAAUCAUGGUGUGCUGUGGAGCUGAGUCCGCUGCAGGAUUGGUGUAAAUCAGAGCGGAAACAUCAUGGAGAGAACUUCAAAAGCUCUGUAUUCAACGCUAAACAAGGCCAGCCUGAGAGCGAGGCAAGAUGCACAUUCGAAGUCAACGAUAAGACACACAGGGAAAAGAGACAUUUUCCAAAUAAGACAAGUUACAGUCAUCUAGCCAUCUAAACAACCUGAUUUGCCCUUGCAACUUAGAGUGGAAGGAACUUGUUAACGAGGCAGAUGGGAAUAUAUGCUUUCUUCGUUGCACUGAACAGUAAACUUUCAACUUCACUUUGAUGCUGGUCAUCAUACAAGACUAUUCUGAAUUCAAGAUAUCAACUCUUUAGAUUAUCUGCACUCUUCACAUCUUGUGACAUUGAAUUACUUCCAAGUGGCAAUAAUGAAGUUGGUUUGCGAAUUGUGAAUGUUUGGUGCAACACUACAUGGGGAAGGACUUUGUACAACUGGUGUCAUUCAUAUUAUCUAUCUAUAUUAUCUAUUAUCUAUCAGGUUUAAACUGUCAGAGGUCUUUGUGUGCUUUGUAAGAUUUUUCAUGUAAAUUAAAAACAACUUUAAAGAACUGUAGAUUUACAUGGAUUACGCGUACAACAUCUUUUACAGAAAGCAAGUGGGCAAUAAACAUGCCAUAACAUUAACAGUUUUAGAUUUAGUUGCUUUAUAUCUUCAAAUUUACACAUAGCAGUGCAUUUUGUGCUGCAAACUAAAAAUAAAGAGCGAGGCAAUGAAACGGUGCAUUCCUUUUAUUUGUUAAUAAUAUUGUUACUUACAUGUACAUGUAUCAUGCAAUAAUUAGGGAAAACAAACUAUGCAUUUGUGCUCUAUUAUUAUAGUAAUGAAUGUUUUAUUAAUCGCUUAAAAUCAGUACUUGUGUAGACUAGUGGCAACCAGGACAUACAAAACUUCUUGAUAGAAUCUUAGUGUACUUUUUUAUGGUUUAUCAAAAUUAUUUCUGGUAUUUAUUCUCCCAAGACAGAAAAUGUUGACUAUUGGCCAAUCUGGAUUUAUGAUAUUGGAAUGCUUUACAAGAAAUCUAUUUCUACAGAAAUUCUGGAAAUGAUACUCAUAAAUGAAGGAAAGGCUGAGAUUAGCAUUGUAUAGUAAUAGUUGUCUGACAUUUUAUUACACAAAAAAUUAUCCAUAGGUUUUGAAAUAAAAAAUUGCACAAGCAGAGCAUAUUAGUAUAGACAUCUUGUGACUCUGUAUGAUAAUAGUAAUCUGUUAUUCAUUUCGGAAAAUUAAAAUAUAUGGGACAUGUACAAUAAAUAUGUUUAAUAUGUGUUUUCUAAAAUAAUGGCAAAAUACCAUUUAACUCUUUGGAAAAUUAAUUAAGAUUACAAGAUAUAUGCAAAUUUACAGCAUUACUUUUAUUCCUAUACCAUACUUUUUGCAAUGCUAUAAAGCAAUUUUUUGAUAAUUUGUAUAAUGGAAAUUGAUAUCAUGGCAAUAAUUCAUAAUAAUUGUGAAAUGAUUUGUACAGUUAAGUUUUUUUUUAUUAUGAAUAAAAAAGAAGAAAAAUA